This is a messenger RNA of Aphanomyces astaci, 2676 nucleotides long. RefSeq lists its product as hypothetical. The transcript has 6 exons. Bases 1 to 2676 code for a protein of 891 amino acids. The record is from RefSeq and is a predicted model, not a curated record. Lineage: Eukaryota; Oomycota; Saprolegniomycetes; Saprolegniales; Verrucalvaceae.
AUGCUGUCGCGGCCCCUGCGCCUCCUUCCACAGCUAUCAGCCAGCCUGAUGGCUCGUACCAUGUCCUUAACGCGUUCACUAUCCCGGCCUAUGCCCAUCAUGACUGCGUCAAAAUCCCCGGCAAGUCCUGCUUCUACUGUGGCGUUGCUAACCACACCCUCCCCGUGUGCCCUACUCUCAAGUCGGACUAUGUCCGCAACACCAUGCGUGCUGGCUUUGACCGCACAGUCUUUGACAAACACGGCUCUGCCUCUGCCAAGAAGCGCAAACGCGACGUCGACUAUUCGCCGCGCCCUACCCAUCGACGUCGUGACGACCGCGAUGAUCGCGGAGGGCCUAGUGGCCAGGGUGGUUUCAGUGGUCGUAGUGGCCCAGGUCGCGAUGACCGUAACCGUGGUGGUCGUCAUAACAGUGGCCACAGUGGAUAUGGACGUGAUGACCGUGGCACUAGGGGUGGCUCUGGCGGUCGAGACCGCAGCCGUGAUCGUACUGGCCGUGAAAACCGCGGUUCUGGUCGUUAUGAUCGUGACGCCGGCAACGCUGCUUAUGAUGCAGUCAACCGUGACCUUGGAUGCGGUCGUCCUCAGGCUGCUACCAACUACACCAUCAUACCAUCCUCCCUCAACCGUGUCCUCGAAAAGCCUCAACCGCCUAGCGUGCUACCCAAAGUUUUUACUACGGGCUCUGCCCCACUCGCACACAGCAGCCAUUCAGGUCAAAGCGAUCAACGUUGAGGCGGGCAAGAAGCUCGCAGCUCAGUGCUCUGCCGCGCACACAUUCUUAGUGUCUGCCAUCUCAGUUAACCUUCGCCGCCUCAACCAGACGACGGUGUGUCCCUACUCGCUCUUUGAGCUUCUUAAGUUCACGGAAGAGAGUUGUAUCGACACUCUGGCUGUUGAGCUCACUGACCUCGUCAAGCGUUACCGCGUGUCGAUGACCCCGCCCUCCUUCAACCUUUUGGACGCGUCGGUCAUCUCGUCUAUCGACUACGACACCCACAUCUGGAACUACCACACUCUGUGUGCCAUGUCUGGCACCUUUAUCAACGACAAGGAGCUCUGGGAAGUCGUAACGAACUAUGUCUCCACUGCGCGAGCCGCCGGUACCCCCGUUGUUGUUGAUGACGUUUGGGUGUCCCUCCGUCGUAUUCUUACGAAUCGGCUUCAACGCGCCUCUGCCCUGGGUGACCACGGCUCUGUCGCCACCAUCCAGUCUCGUUCUCAAUUUGCCGCGGUCACGCAUGCUGUCGCGGUCCCUGCGCCUCCUCCCACAGUUAUCAGCCAGCCUGAUGGCUCCUACCAUGUCCUUAACGCGUUCACCAUCCCGGCCUAUGCCCAUCAUGACUGCGUCAAAAUCCCCGGCAAGUCCUGCUUCUACUGUGGCGUUGCUAACCACACCCUCCCCGUGUGCCCGACUCUCAAGUCGGACAUUGACCGCAACACCAUGCAAGCGCAAACGCAAACGUCGACUAUUCGCCGCGCCCUACCCAUCGACGUCGUGACGACCGCGAUGGUCGCGGAGGGCCAAGUGGCCAGGGUGGUUUCAGUGGCCGUGGUGGCCCAGGUCGUGAUGAUCGUAACCGUGGUGGUCGUGAUAACAGUGGCCACUGUGGAUAUGGACGUGAUGACCGUGGCAACGGGGGUGGCUCUGGUGGUCGAGACCGCAGACGUGAUCGUACUGGCCGUGACAACCACGGCUCUGGUCGUUAUGACCGUGACGCCGGCAACGCUGCUUAUGAUGCAGUCAACCGUGACCUUGGAUGCGGUCGUCCUCAGGCUGCUGCCAACUACACCAUCAUACCAUCCUCCCUCAACCGUGUCCUCGAAAAGCCUCAACCGCCUAGCGUGCUACCAAAAGUUUUUACUACGGGCUCUGCCCCACUGUUCGACGUAUUUGCAUCGCCGCCGCGCCCUCCACUACCUUCGACUCUUGCGCCUGCUUCGGCUCUGCCACUGGCGCCAGUUACCGUCGAACCGGCCUCAUUGCCAGCCAACUACGGGUCUCCCGUUGACGCCGGUGAUCUCGACUUCGCUGAAGUCCCGUCUAACGAGUGCCUUCUUGGCUGCCCGCAGCGACGUCGAUGACAUCCGUCCAUGCACUUUGCGCCUCAAUUUUGGCCAACAUUGCUCCGAACUACAGUUCAACCGGUUCUCCGUCCGCCAGGCGUCGGAUGACGACAUCACAGUCCGGUUUCCGGCUCGUGACGUGUGUGAGAUCACCACCUCCUUUGGAGACGUGCUUAAUGCACCCAACAAUGCCAUGGGCCUCUACUCGUUCCCUUCCCAACCCAAGGUCGUGCCCAUUGAUCCACACCAUGGGGAGUCUCUCCACAUUUCGGACUUGACCCGUUUCCGUGCCAUGAUGGCCUCGUUCGAAACCGCUCUGCGAACCUUUUCGACGAAAUACAGUGGAUUUUCCACUUUUAACGAUCAAUUGCAUAUGUUUGCUUACUCGUCGGUGUUGCGCUAUGCGCCUAUCACCCAUCGACCAUCUAUGGUCCCCAAGUCCCCUCCACCGCCUCCUCUCACUACAGACUCUGUCUACUUGAGUGUUGCCCAUGCAAUGCUUGGCACACCAACUACCACCCGUCUGACUCCAAACUCUCAGCAACUAGUCUUGCGCGCCUUUGGCACCGCCGUCUCGGUCAUCCUGGCAUUGAUGCUUUUGAACACAUGA